AUGGAGUAAAUCGCACGAACAAGAACGUAAUACAAAGACAUAGACGGUCAUUAGUCAAAGUCCCCUCACGAGCACGAGUCACGAUUCGCGAUACCCACCUGGAAAACGCAAAGGCUAGGGUUUCGUCAUGGAAGGGAGGCGGAAAAUCCCUAAGCUGCUGAUAGCAGUUUUGCUCAUUGCUUUCUUCUUCGCCUUUCAGAUCUGUGCUUCUGCUUCUGAUUCUGAUGCGAUCUAUUACGAGUCAUUUGAGGAACCAUUCGAUGGGCGGUGGAUUGUGUCUCAGAAGGAUGAGUACCAAGGUGUCUGGAAGCAUUCAAAAAGUGAGGGACAUGAUGACUAUGGCCUUUUGGUUAGCGAGAAGGCAAGGAAGUAUGCAAUAGUAAAAGAGCUUGACCACGUUGUGAACCUCAAGGAUGGAACAGUUGUCCUGCAGUUUGAGGUUCGGCUCCAGGAUGGUCUAGAAUGUGGUGGGGCAUACUUGAAGUACCUUCGACCCCAAGAGGCUGGAUGGCUAGCAAAGGAGUUUGAUAAUGAUUCUCCAUACUCUAUAAUGUUUGGACCUGACAAAUGUGGCUCCACGAACAAGGUGCACUUCAUCCUUAAGCACAAGAACCCCAAAAGUGGGGAGUAUGUUGAGCACCAUCUCAAGUACCCUCCUUCUGUGCCCUCCGACAAACUCUCCCAUGUCUAUACUGCAAUACUAAGACCUGAUAAUGAAGUUAGUAUUCUAAUAGAUGGGGAGGAGAAGAAGAAGGCAAAUUUCCUCUCUGCUGAAGAUUUCGAGCCACCUCUAGUUCCGGCCAAGACAAUUCCUGACCCCAAUGAUAAGAAGCCAGAGGACUGGGAUGAGCGGGAUAAGAUUCCAGAUCCAGAUGCUGUGAAGCCAGAUGAUUGGGAUGAGGAUGCACCCAUGGAAAUUGAGGAUGAGGAAGCUGUGAAACCUGAAGGAUGGUUGGAUGAUGAGCCUGAGGAGAUUGAUGAUCCUGAUGCUUCAAAACCAGAAGACUGGGAUGAUGAGGAAGAUGGUGAAUGGGAGCCACCAAAAAUUGAUAACCCAAAGUGUGAGGCUGCACCUGGCUGUGGUGAGUGGAAGAGGCCAACAAAGAGGAACCCUGCUUAUAAAGGAAAGUGGCAUGCUUCUCUAAUUGAUAACCCAAAUUAUAAGGGCAUAUGGAAACCUCAAGAAAUCCCAAACCCUGAUUACUUUGAGCUUGAGAAACCUGAUUUUGAGCCCAUUGCUGCCAUUGGCAUUGAGAUCUGGACAAUGCAGGAUGGCAUAUUGUUUGACAAUAUUCUCAUUGCUGGUGAUGAGAAGGUUGCAGAAUCAUACAGGCUAACAACAUGGAAGCCAAAGUUUGAAGCUGAGAAAGAGAAACAAAAGGCUGAAGAAGCAGCAGCUGGUGAAUCUGAUGGUCUCUCUGGCUUCAAGAAGAAGGUUUUUGACCUUCUUUACAAGAUAGUUGACAUUCCCUUCUUGGAAGCAUACAAACCGAAGAUCAUUGAUCUCAUUGAAAAGGGAGAACAACAACCCGAUAUAACCAUUGGUGUUAUUGUUUCAGUUGUGCUUAUUAUUUUGACAGUUUUCUUCAGACUCCUUUUUGGUGGCAAAAAGGCUGCUGUCAAUACUGAAACAAAUAGGGUUCCACCUGCAGAGCCAUCCGACAAUCAAGGAACCAGUGUGGAGAAUGAAGAUGAGGAUGAGAAGGAGGAGGAUGCUGCUGCUGCUCCUCCUCGAAGGAGGUCUACUAGAAGGGAAAACUGAACUAGGAACCUAUGAAUUGUCUUUGGUUGUUACCUCUACAAUUUUGAGGAGAUAGGGACUGUCUAGCUGGAUUCUCCUUAAGUGAUGUUUCCUGAAUUUUCGUUUCUUGUUCUAUUUUAGAGUACUUAAAUUGGUAUAGCUAGCUAAACUCUGUUAGUAUUGAUUGGUUUUUUUUGGCAGAAUAUUGAUUGUUGUUUACGUUGCGUAAUAUGGUGCUUCUUUUUUCGGUAGUA
Molecule: messenger RNA, 1995 nt
Organism: Quercus lobata
Lineage: Eukaryota; Viridiplantae; Streptophyta; Magnoliopsida; Fagales; Fagaceae
Product: calnexin homolog 1-like
Exons: 7
Coding region: 128-1762 (544 amino acids)
Biological process (GO): protein folding; ERAD pathway
Cellular component (GO): endoplasmic reticulum membrane; endoplasmic reticulum
Molecular function (GO): calcium ion binding
Source: RefSeq, a predicted model, not a curated record